AUGGUUGAUUAUCGUAUAGUUUCAAAAUUCUUACCAAAAACACAUCUCCACCAAUGUCGUUGCAUCCUUGUUAUACUUUUCCCGCCUAAAGUCGUAGUGAGUGCUUUAGCAGAAUUUACCUACAAAAGGGUUAGCUUACACGGUAAUCCAUUAGACUGCACGUGUUACGUGGAAGAGUUGAAGCGUCACAUGUUGGAUCGUUAUGUUUAUCGGCGUGAGCUGCAAUACGAACAUACUUGUUGUGCAACACCUGAACAUCUUCAAGGCACACCUGUAUACAGACUUGAUCAUGUUGCUGAUUGUCCAUUUUUAUUCGGCGCUCGUUACGGUUUAUCACAAUUUUCUGAAAUUGAAAUUUUAUUUUUAUUUCUUAUCAUUUUUGCAUUAUCAGCUGCCUUGUUGAUUUUGGUUGCAUACAAACGAUCAGAACGACGACAAAAAAAAUAUGCAGACAUAACAGAAUCACAAUCAAGGAUAGCAUUGACACUGUCACAUCAUCUAAGCAAUUCACCAACAUCAUUAACUGAACCAUUAAGUCCACUGCCGAAAUCACCGAUUUCCGGGAUUUCAACGAAAAUGCCAUCACCACCGCCUUCCAUUCUACCCAUUAUUUAA
This is a messenger RNA of Cercopithifilaria johnstoni, 615 nucleotides long. The record is from the annotation of a GenBank genome assembly. NCBI's taxonomy places the organism in Eukaryota, Metazoa, Nematoda, Chromadorea, Rhabditida, Onchocercidae.